AGGAAAUGACGAAGAAGAGUCUGAAGCUGCACAUGGAGGCACGUAGAAUAUAAUAAUUACUGUAUUCCUGUGUGGCUGUCACUAUUAAACAAUAUAUAUUUUAAUAUCUCACUAACGAACUUGCAUUUGAAAGAAAUGGCAACAGAUGCAAAAAGGCCAAAGAUAGAUGAUGAGAAAUGUGUGCUGGAGCCCUUGAAAAACUUCCUGCUGUGGUGCGAUAGUGUAAAGCUGACUCUCAGCGAUAAGGUGUACUUAAGUAAAGAGGGUACUGCAGCAGAAUAUGGCAUGAUGGCCAGAGAGGACAUUGAAGAAGGCCAUGUCUUGUUCUCUAUACCCAGAGAGAUUCUUCUGCAUCACGGCACCACUAAAGUAAAAAAGGUCCUUGAGGAAGGGAAAAAAUCUUUGGAGAGCGCAUCAGGCUGGGUUCCUCUUCUUCUGGGUCUGUUAUAUGAGUACACAUGUCCACAAUCCUACUGGAAACCGUAUUUGUCUCUCUGGCCCGAUUUUAGGACACUGGAUCAACCCAUGUUCUGGUCCGAGGAGGAGCGUGAUAAACUCCUGAAAGGCACAGGAAUUCCAGAGGCUGUCCAAACAGAUCUGAAAAAACUCCAGGAUGAGUACAAUAACAUAGCCCUUCCCUUCAUGAAGUCCCAUCCUGACCUGUGGGACACUGAGAAGCACACGCUGGAGCUCUACAAGAGCCUGGUAGCAUUUGUAAUGGCCUAUAGUUUUCAAGAGCCUGUGGAGGAUGAGGAUGAAGAAGAAGAAAAAGAGCCUAACCCUCCAAUGAUGGUGCCCAUGGCUGACAUGUUGAAUCACGUUUCCAAGCACAACGCCAAUCUGGAAUAUACUCCCGAGUGUUUGAAGAUGGUGUCAGUACGGCACAUUGAGAAGGGCGAGGAGGUCUUUAACACCUACGGACAGAUGGCAAACUGGCAGCUCCUCCACAUGUACGGCUUUGCAGAGCCGUUUCCUACGAACAGCAACGACACUGCAGAUAUUCAGAUGUCCAGUGUGUACAAAGCAGCAGUGCAAGCGGCACAAAGUGAAGCAGAUCAAAGGCUCCUAGUGGACAAAUGGAACAUGUUGUGUGAAAUGGAGAUUGUUGGGGAGAAAGGGGUUUUCAUCUUCGGCCAAUCAGGCUCACUUACUUACAGUGAGCUCUACACUACACUGAAGGUCCUGUGCAUGCCGCUGCAAGAUUUCGAGGAGUUCUGUGAAAACGAAGGCUGGGAGGAAGAUGAAGAGGGUGAGGAGGAUGAUAAAAUGGAGCAGGCUCUGAGUUUCGCCGGACUGAAGGGGUUGCCAGCAGAGUGGAAAUGUCUCCUGCAUGCGGCAGCUGCUCUGACGCUGGACUCUUAUUCUGAGGAUGUAGAGGCGGACCGGAAGCGGCUGGAGGAUCAGGACGCUCUGGCUGAGCUCAGCAGCAGAGAGAGGAGAGCUCUGCAUGUGCGUUACGCGCAGAAGAGCAUCCUACAGCGCUUGCAACAGCUCACCAAACCUACCUCUUAAUGUAUGGGUUUUUAUAGUUUGUGAGUUUUCCAUUUUGUACGCUGUACAUUUUCCUUAAAAAAAAAAAAAUCAUUUGGAAUAUGGUUCAGAUUGUGUUUUGAUUGGCGUAAAGGUGGUUUAUUUAGUCCAGUCACAUUUAUGAAUUUAGCAGACACUUUUACUAAAAGAAGGCACGUAUUUCCUGGGAAUUGAACAUAAUACUUGAUCAUUGCCAGUGCUAUGUGGGACUGUUGAGCUACAGGAAAUAUAUGUCAGCAUAAACAUAUCUACAACUUCAGCACAUUAAAGCAAUGUAAUACUUUUUUUUUUACCUCAAAAAUGAUUCUGAUUGUACACUGACUUGAUUCAGUUUUUUCACUUUCGUUUGGGACAUCUCUACAAAUGGCGUCCCCUUCCCAAGCACAAAAAAUCAGUUUGGAAUUCACACAUAACUACCCACUGUAAUUAUGACAUUUACAACAGUGAAUUACACUUGUUUAACUGUGGAUGGCCCCAAACCCACAAAACUACAUACAGUUGUUAUAAAGUCACUGGCAAAUCAUACCACAGAGGACUUGAAGUUUGAUUUUCAGGUAUGUUAAAGAAAGAUUUGCUUCCUCAGCAUUUGUCAAGAUAAAGAAUAAAUGACACUUAAUUUUCACUGUUAAUAUGUGCUCAAAAAGCUUCCCAAUUUUUCAGUACCAUAAAUUGAAAACAAAAUCCAGCUAAUCAAUUUUAAUCACUUGUAUGCAAAUCACAAUUAUGCUGUUGUAAAUAAUGGGAUUCACCCAAAAAUGAAAAAUCUGUCAUUAAUUACUCACCCUCACAUCAUUUCCGACCCUGUAAGACCGUUGUUCAACUUUAAAACACAAAAGGUAUUUCUGAUCAAAUCCGUGAGCUUUCUGACCCUGCAUGGACAGCAACGCAACUUGACAUGUUCAAGGUCCAGAAGGGUAAGGGCAUUGUUAAAAUAGUCCACGUGACAUCAGUGGUUCCACCGUAAUUCUAUUAAAAUCCUUAACAUCUAUAAAAUACUUUGCGCACAUACACUUUACUUAAUUUUUCUUCCACGUCAGUUUUCGAAAUGCAUACACAACAGUACAAAGACAAAAAAUAAAUUAAAAAAAAAUAUUUUUGUGGGUUCUUUGUGCACAAAAGUGUUCUCGUAGCUUCAAAGUUACGGUUGAACAACUAUUUUAACGAUAACCUUAUGAACUUUAUGGCCAUUGAACAUGUCAGUUGUGUUGCGGUCUAUGCAGGGUCAGAAAGCUCAUGGAUUUGAUCAAGAUCUUUGUGUUCUGAAGGUGUUUGGAACAGCAUGAGGGUGGCUAAUUAAUGACAUAAUUCAUUUUUGGGUGAACUAUUCCUUUAACACGGACCAGAAACCUUAUAAAUCAAUUUGUUUCAACUAACAUUUCAGCAAAUGAAAUGGAGGCAAAGUUGCAGUUCAAGUGUUUAAUGCGGUAACUACAGAAUGCAUACAUACAGGAAAUAAGCGGAACUAAAGGCAACUACAAAUUACUACAAAAUACAACACGCGGACCAAUACAUUUACAAAACAUUCGAAAUCCUUACAAAAUGAGCUGUAUUGGUCCUUUUUGUUAUGCAAGUUGAAUCUUUGUACAAACUCCGAAGAUCCAAUUUACCAACAAAUUUCUGAAUAUUUCCACAAUUGUACAAGUGCCAGGGAGAACCUCGAACCCAAGAUUUGUUUCCUCACAGGUGCAAACUAGUGACGCCUCCCCCCUGCAGUCCAGGACAUCUGUCCCAUCCCAUCAGCUCACCACACUGAUAGCACUCCCCUUAAAAACCAAACCACAGAAAA
Carassius auratus (goldfish) is the source of this 3316-nucleotide messenger RNA. RefSeq names its product N-lysine methyltransferase setd6. Gene Ontology annotation, molecular function: protein-lysine N-methyltransferase activity; protein binding. The coding region runs from base 136 to 1512 and encodes 458 amino acids. Lineage: Eukaryota; Metazoa; Chordata; Actinopteri; Cypriniformes; Cyprinidae. The record is from RefSeq and is a predicted model, not a curated record. Gene Ontology annotation, biological process: peptidyl-lysine monomethylation. The transcript is spliced from 9 exons. Gene Ontology annotation, cellular component: nucleus.